AUGGUGGGUCAGGAUUUCUACUACCUCUGUCGACACCCCAAUGUCUUCAGAGUCCCGACGCGAGACGAGCCGCUUCUGACGCAUGCCUUUCCUCUGGAAAUUCUCGACCCUCCUGAGGCGGCGCCUUUUUCUUUCGAGCGCCACGCCGGCCAGAGGACGUUCGUUCCUCGCCUUUCUCCUUCUUCCUCGCCUCCGCAAGGCCCCUCGUAUCGCGUGACCGGUCUUGCCUUCCACCCCACAGAAGACUUAUUUGCUGUGUCCCUUGCAGUUACUGCUCCAUCUCCGUCUCCCUCUUCUUCCACUGCUCAGUCUUCAUCCACUUCCUCCUCGUCCUCCCGCGCGUCCCCUCCUCGUUCCGGCUUUCCUCCGUUUCCCGCGUGCUCGCGGUCUAGUUCGCCUGCUGAAUGUGAUUCCCCUGGACUCCCAGCUGCGGCGCCGCCUUCCUCGUCCUCCCCUGCUUCUAGCGGCGGGGAAGAAAGCAUGCCCGCAGACGGGGGCGCUGUCGGCGAGGAAGACGAAGGAGCGAAGGGGGAGCGGGAAGCGACGAGACUCCGGAGAGUGUCGAGCUCAGAGACGCUUCCUCAGAUCGGCGCACUCCGUGGCAGUGGCCCGCCGGACUGUGCUGGGGCCUGCGCACCCAGCGAAACCCAGGAAACGGCGAGAGGAGACGAGGCAACGGCAGCGAAGGAAGGGGGAGAAGGCGACCGCAUGCGGCAGAAUCACGGCGAGCGGGGACCGGAAGCAGAUCAGAUCGAGAGGGGAGAGGCCCGAGAGACAGCAGGUGAAGAAACCGACUGUGGCGCAGAUGUGCUCAGCGAGCGGAAGGUCGAGUGGAAAGAGGAAACGGAGAGAGACCCGAAGGCGAAAAAAGUCGACGACGAGGCUGACCACGUGAUGCCUUUGCAGAGAGCGGACUUGGACGGUUUCGUGACAGUCGGCGGCGCCGAAACCAGACAAGGGAAAGACGCGCACAGCCUCUCAGUCCCUCUCGCGGGGUCGCACGCGCAGCUGACUGUGUCUUCUUCUGCGCGUUCGUUGUCUCCUCCCCUGCCUUCCUCGCAGGCCCCCCUCACACCGCCGCGUUUGUCUUCGCCUGGACUCGUCACAAGUUCUCUGUGCUACUCUGUGAUUGUUCUCGGCGACACAGUCACGCGGGCGCCGAUCGUCUCGUGGCGAGUGCCUGCCAUCCAGCUUGCGGGGAAAGGAGCACGGGGCGAAGAGCGCGAUGAAACUAGCGAGAGACGAAGACGCGCAGUCGAGAAGGGAGAAGAGAGACGAGAGGCAGGAGGCACACGCGACGCUCUGACGACAGCCACGCACCUUUCGUUCACUGCGGAUGGCUGCCAUCUCGUGGUCAUGGAAGAAAAGAGAGACGUCCUCUUCCUCUUUCGUCUCCCGGCGCCGUUUCUGCUUCUCCAUCCUACCCGUGUCUGGGCGACGCACAGGCGAAAACGAAACUGCUUCAGAAACACUCCUGCCAAGAGGCAGCGCCGAAAUACGCUUCGGGAGGAAGGAAGAGAGACGCUGGAAAGCGCGGGCGAGGAAGCCAGCGAGGGAGAAGCGAGCGAAACCGGAGAAGACGAAGGCGCGAGCGAGGAGGGCGAAAGCCAGGUUAGGUUGGUGAUGGCUCUUCGUCUGCAGGGGGAAGGAAGCGGAGAUGAACAGAAGGCCGGGGAGGCAGAUGACGCCCCGCGACCGCCUCUCGGCAUUUCUUGGUUGUUUCCUUUCUUCGCGUCUCCUCGCGAAAGGACGCAUCGUGACAAAGACCGUAAGCAGGCAGAGGAGACACGACCAAAACACGAAGGCCCGUCUCACACGUCCGCCACCACUUCGGAGCCUUCAUCGCGUUCGCAGCCGUCUCCGGCGUGUGCACUCCAUCCGUCCUCUGUUCCAUCGUGUGCUCCUGCGGAAUGCCCCGCCUCUGCCGCGGCGUUUGUAACAGAGCUGGAAGCCAGCGAGGACGAGCGACACGAUCCGUGCCCAUGCUUGCAUGCCCCGGUGAAUGGAGCCAAGCCGAGCACUUCAGGAGGCGAGGAACCACCGGAGGGGAGACGCGACGCGCUAGGAAAGGACGACGGGGACCGGAGAAGAUACAGCACUGCGGCGACGAAUUUAGACAAUGCGGCUAAGGAGCUAGAAGCGAUUCGACAGCAGGACGAGAGAGAGACAGCACCCACAAAGGAACAGAGAGAGGGUGGAGAAGGCGCCGGUUGCGGCGAAGGAUACCAGAGCGAAGAGAAAGGCCUGUGGCGCCAGAGACAGGAAGGGGAGUUGACAAGAAAAACACAUCAAGACAUCAGCAGCCUCCAGGGUACAUUCCUCCAGGUCGUCUGGGUGAGACGCGGGGCGGGCGCGAGAGGUCAGAACCCUGGCCGAGAAAAAGGAACUUUCAAAGACGGAUAUAACAGAAAUGCAAGGUUAGAAGGCACCAGACAGGAUAGCAGAGAAACAGGCGGCUCAGGUUUCUCUGCAGGCUGUCCGUCGUCGAUUUUCGAGAUUCCAAAGGGACGGUCUUGUUCUUCGCAGUCUUGCCCAGGUCCCACAGUGCUGCUCGCGGCAGCGCCAGCGAGGGGGGCGCCGCUUCUCGUUUUUCUUUGUUGGCAUUGUGGAUUUCUCAAACAGGUUGCUGAAGCAACCGAGGCCGGUCUCCACACAAAAGGCCGACCCGAAUCGUGCUGUGGUCAGGCUCUCGCGCCAGCAGCCGCUGUGGGGGAUCUGACCGACGCGUCGCUCUCGGAUUCUGCGCGGAGACAAAGUGGAGCUCGGAGUGCGUCAGUAGGCGACCGGGGCCCGGACGUAGCGGCGAGCGAGGCCAUCCCAGUUUCCGCUCUUGUCUUCUUUCAGCCUCCGAAACCCCAUACGCCUGUCCUUUCGUUUGCCUCUUCCCCUCGCUGGUCUUCGUCCUCUCCCGUCUCGGCUUCUCUCUCUGCAUCGUGCGCUCCGCCUGUCGCUCCGUCCUUUGAGCUUGUUGCAUGGCCUGCGCGACUGGGGCGAAGUCUCCUCGACGCUUCGCCGCUCUCGCUCGAGCUGAAACAGAACGCAGCAGCCAGUCACGUGGCGUACCGGGCCCUUUGUUACUGGGCACGGUCUCUCCUCUACACACACGCUGUGCUUCUUUCUCCUUCGCUCUCUCCUCGUUCUUCGCUGUCUUCGUCUCUGUCGUCGUCCUCUCCUUGUUCGCUUUCCUCUUCCCCGCCUUCGGCAGCUGGUGGAUCGUCGCGUGCGGCUAGCGAGCGGCCGGGGUUCGAUUCCAGUGAAGGCGAAGCGGGGCAGAAGGAGAAGGAACGUGAGACGCGCGCGCAGGCCCCGGCACCCGCAGAGUCGCGGAAGCCGAAGCAGUUGCCGGCUCAGGCGAGGCGGCAGGACAGUGAGAGAAUGCGAGGCGAUGCGCGCAAAGGGACAGGGACGCGUGAGGCACCGCAUACACCGGAGGCCGACCCGAAGAAGCCGCAGCGAAAGCACACGAAACCGACAGUGUGCAGUCGCCGCGUCGGGGCCUUUUUCCGGGCCCUCCUGGCCCACGCGGCAGCGCCGGUGGGACUGCCGUCCGUCCAGCUGGUCAAGGAGACACUCGGGACUCAGCUCCUCUCGCUGGUUGCAGGCGCGUUUGCGAGGCAAUUCGGGAGUGUCUUCCCCUUCCAAACGCAACGCUGGACAGAGCAGCUGAGAGCGGAGAGAGAAGCGAGAAGGCGCGGCGCGGUGGCGUCGGGAACGGGACAGGACACGAACCCGGCGUCACCGGCGCUCGCGUCUCGGAUGGCUGCUGGUGUCAUGAGAUGCGAGGAAAGAGAAAAGGUCGACGAAAGAGGAGACGAAAAAGAAGCGGAAAGAGCCCGGCACGCACGAGCAGGAAGGGAGCGGGCCGGGGAAAGAGCCGUGGCAAGAGAAUUCUCAAGCGGCAGCGGCGCCCAUUCGUUUUUCGAGGCCAACUCACAGGUUCACGAGACGGCCGAGAGGGGUCCAGAGAGAGUCCAAGCCGUGAAGCGAGAGGCGGCGGAUUUCGACGACUCUCUCACGGAAACCGCCGUGCCCAGGAGCGCCGUGACGGACGCUGGCUUUCUCGACUUCUGGUAUCUGGUACAUACACUCGAGGAUCGCCUGUACAUCUGUGAUGCGCAGACAGGCGCUGUUCUCUCGGAAGUCGAUUUGCUCAUGCAGCCAGUGUGUGCCACGUGUCAGGUGCCGUCUUCGCGACCGCGCGCGGCCCUCUGCGCUGCUCAGCACUCACUUCCAGAGAUGCCGGAAAGAGAGCGAGGCGCCGUGCAGGACCGCCGGCGCGGCGGCGAGCGUGAAGGAGCGACUCACGUCCAGGGUAGAGGCAUCCCUUGGGAGCUGAGAACGCCGCUGGAAAACCUCGACAAAAAACCAGCCGUCUCUGAAAAUCGACGAAUUGCAAUCAGCCACGACCGAAGAUGCCUAGCGAUUCUAACAUGGACCUCAGAUGCCCUAGCUGUUCUUGAGCUUGACGCUGUCGCCGCUUCGCCUUCUCCAUCUUCUCCCUCUUUUUCUUCUUCCGCAUUCCCUUGUUCGUCCGACGAUUCCUCUUUUUCCUCUUCCUUGCCGAGCCUGCGGGGCUCGCAGCCUUCCUCGCCAGGAAGCGAGCGAGGAGACUCAGCUGGCUCGAGAAACGGCGAGGAAGGACGAAAAGGCGGCGGUGAAAAGGAACGCGCUGGCGAAGAGGGGAGAGAUGUCGGAGACGCGAGAGAGGAGCAAAGGCACGGGGCGGUCUAUCGGGGUCACGCAGUUCGAAUUCGGAGACAAAACUGCCUUCCCAUCUUCAAGGGCUCCGCAAUUGCGUUCACAGACGAGCGCGUUUUCGGACGGCAGGUGGUCGUCGCGCAAGCAGCCAAGCUGGGCGGCUGCGUCUUUGUGCUUGACUGGGAUUCGCUUUUCUUCCAACCGUCUCCCCUCCAGCCUCUUCCGCCUUCGUGGUCUCUUUCUUCUCUCCCCAAGCUAACAGGCAGUUGGCCCGGCUCCGCCGCUCCUCCCUCCUCAUCCUCGCGUCUGUCUCCCCGUCUCUCACCUUCACCGUUUCCAUCCACCUCUGUCGGCUCGUGUCCUCCCUCUUCUUCUUCUUCUUCUUCUUCUUCUUCUUCUUCUUCUUCUUCUUCUUCUUCUUCUUCUUCUUCUCUGGCUUCGGCGUUUGCUGCGUUGGCGUGUGCGGCUUGCGGCCCCUCGCGAAGAGGGCCGGAAGCGGCGAGGAGACAGGAGACAGAAAGCGAGAAGAACACGAGUGGAGGCCGUUCGAAAAAAGGCCGCCGGCGCGGCGCGGAUGCGAAACAAGAAUCUGCGAGGCGCCUCGCCCUGGUCGCCGCGCACCCGGCGACGCUCGCCAUCUUGUCGACUCCCGAUAGCCGCGGUGUCAAGGAGGUCGUGCCGUUGCCCCGGCACAGCGCCUUUUGCUGCGUCCUCGCUCCGGCCCCCUCGGGGCGGCAGGCCUCGCAUCAUGGCGCGGCCUUUUCGUUCUCCUUUUCGCCGUCUUCCUCGUUUUCUUCUGCGGCAUCUCCGGGCGGUCCGGCGAGUGCGUGUGCGAGCGAGGCGCCGCCCGAGAGGGUGGCGCGCGGCGAGCAGGACUGUCUGCUCUUUCGCGUGGAGCGAGGCCAGUGCGGCGCGAUCCCGGUCGUCUGGCAAUUUGAUAUUUUUCAACAGUUCCUGAGCUUCCACGAGAAGAAGGAACUCCGGGGCGAAGACCUCGACGGCUCCACUGCGUUCUUCUUCCGGCAGUUUGCGCGCGAGGUGUGUCACGCCGGCUGGCUGAAGGCCGAAGACGCGAUUCUGCGCAGCCGCACGCAUUUCGUUCUGCCUCUGGCCUGGAGCCCGUCUGUGGCUUCUUCGGCGAAGCCCUCGCACGCUGCCACUCCCCCGCCUGGCCUCUCUCUCCCUGUCCUGCUGCCAGUCUGUUCCCCCCUUCUCGUGGCGCCGCAUUUCUCGACGCCGCACUCGCCUGCCUCGCUGUCUCCUGAGGCGCUCUCCUGGGUAGCCGCAGGAGGGGCCGACGCGACGGCGCGCUCGAGACAACGCACGCGACGGUGGGAACACAUCUUUUGGGAAGGCCGAGGAGCGAGCGGCGGAUGUGUGUCGCGGGGAAGUCCAAACAGAGCGGAAGCGAGGGCGUGGAUCAAGCGAGGGGACGGAGAUCGCGUCUGGGUAGCGACUUCGGCUGUGUCGGGGGAACGUGGGAGAACUGGGGCAUGCGGGCCGAGGGCGGAAGCAGAGAACAGGCGUGGUCGCCUCGGCCACGCCGAGGACAAGUCGGCGACUGCGGCAGGGGAGAGAACGACGCAGGGCGGGAAGGACACGGUCGCCCCCCUCGCGAAGGCAGAAGAAACAGACGAAACGUGGAGCGAUAAGGAAGACACAAAAGGAGAGGCCGAUGACAUAGCAGCAGAGACUGAGGACAUACAACACGAGAUGAAAGAAACGAAAGAAAAAGGAGCCUUCGCUUUUGACCCAACCCGUGCGAGUCUCGAACAGCUGAUCUCCGCUCUCUGCCGAAAAGAAACCAACGGGGAGUCCUUUUUCCCUUUGUCCUCUGGAUCUCGUUGCGCUUCGGCGGAUGCCCUUGGGUCGUCUCUCGCUCCUGUUCGCUCCUCUGCUUCGUCGGAUUCUUCUGGAAAAAAGCGAUAUGCGCCGGCGUACUCGAGGGCCCGCCGUCUCAGUGGCGAGCCGGCGAGGCGCCGCGCACGAAGGGACGCCGAGGGGCUCUCGCCAGCGGGACCCGAAGAGAAGGAAACAGACGCUUGCGUGCGCCGCCUCGGCCCGGCGGUCUUGGACGUUUGGCUGCGAGCGGUCGCGACGGCCUCCGAGGUCCCUUGA
Neospora caninum is the source of this 6816-nucleotide messenger RNA. RefSeq lists its product as hypothetical. The record is from RefSeq and is a predicted model, not a curated record. The transcript is spliced from 4 exons. Lineage: Eukaryota; Apicomplexa; Conoidasida; Eucoccidiorida; Sarcocystidae. Bases 1 to 6816 code for a protein of 2271 amino acids.